CAGACUGGGUAACAGAAGCAACUUGACAGAAAAUGGCAGCAGUGAAAGCAUGCAAUAUCUUGAUCACCGGAGCCAACCGGGGAUUGGGCUUAGAAAUGGUUAAGCAACUCUCUGAGAGCGCUUGUCCCAAACAGCAUAUUUUUGCUACCUGUCGUAACCCAGAUGGACCGAAAUCUGAGGCUUUGAGAGAACUGGCGAAAAAGCAUCCAAGUGUGAUCACUAUCAUACGUCUUGAUGCUGACGAUCCAUCCAGUAUCAAAGAGUCUGCCAAGAAAGUGGGAUCUCUACUGGGAAACAACGGUUUGAACCUGCUUGUGAAUAAUGCUGCAAUUGUGGCAAGAGGCACAAUUCAGACCAGCAGUGUUGAGGACAUGAAAAACACCUUUAACACCAACGUGAUAGGACCCUUAUUAAUUAUUAGGGAGUACCUACCGUUUCUACAAAAGGCAGCAAAAGCAAGUGGGACACCAGGCAUGUCCAGUAACAAAGCAGCUGUCAUCAACAUCUCCACUGUGGCGGGAUCCAUGACAAGAAUGCCUACCAUAUACAGCUUUUUCCCAACGUUGCCAUAUGGAGUGAGCAAGGCAGGUUUUAACAUGCUGACUGUGUUAGCUGCUGAAGAGUUAAAGGCGGAUGAGAUCCUCUGCAUGGCCCUUCACCCAGGAUGGGUGAAAACUGAGCUGGGUGGAGAUGAGGCACCACUUGAACCAAAAGAAAGCGUGGAGGGGAUGCUGCGUGUCAUUGUUAGCCUUACUGAAAAGCAGCAUGGUGGAUUCUUGGACUACACUGGUGAAACGGUGACCUGGUAAACCAGAGGAAUGAAAUCUAUCCCACAAAAGGGCUUCUCCAGUCCUUGUUAUAACUACCCUGUUUUAUCUAUUUGUCAUAAAACGGCACACCUAAUCAUUAGCACUUAAUUUCUUAAUUUCAUGUGACUUUUAUAUAUCACAUAGUAUUUCAUACAAU
Molecule: messenger RNA, 966 nt
Organism: Labeo rohita (rohu)
Lineage: Eukaryota; Metazoa; Chordata; Actinopteri; Cypriniformes; Cyprinidae
Product: C-factor-like
Exons: 6
Coding region: 33-809 (258 amino acids)
Source: RefSeq, a predicted model, not a curated record